UGCGGGUGCUCCACGGGCUGCGCUCCUCUCGGCCGUCCAGCGCUCACGAGCCACUGAAUCCUGAGCAAUGGAAGAGUUAAUAGUUGAACUCCGCCUCUUUCUGGAGCUCCUUGACCAUGAGUACCUCACAUCAACUGUCAGAGAGAAAAAGGCAGUGCUUACCAACAUCCUGCUUCGACUGCAGUCAUCCAAGGGCUUUGAAGUGAAGGACCAUGCUCAGAAGGCAGAAGCCAACAACCUGCCAGCACCACCACAGAUGCCUCUGCCAGAGAUCCCUCAGCCAUGGCUGCCUCCUGACAGUGGGCCUCCGCCUUUACCGACAUCCUCUCUCCCAGAGGGUUACUAUGAGGAAGCCGUGCCGCUGAGUCCUGGAAAAGCUCCAGAGUACAUCACCUCAAAUUAUGACUCUGAGGCUAUGAGCAGUUCCUAUGAGUCAUAUGAUGAAGAGGAAGAAGAUGGGAAGGGGAAGAAAACUCGGCAUCAGUGGCCGUCAGAGGAAGCCUCUAUGGACCUGGUGAAAGACGCCAAGAUCUGCGCCUUCCUGCUGCGCAAGAAACGCUUCGGCCAGUGGACCAAGCUGCUCUGUGUCAUCAAAGACACCAAGCUGCUGUGCUAUAAAAGUUCCAAGGACCAGCAGCCUCAGAUGGAGCUGCCGCUGCAGGGCUGCAGCAUCACGUACAUCCCAAGAGACAGCAAGAAGAAGAAACACGAGCUGAAAAUCACCCAGCAAGGCACAGACCCUCUGGUUCUCGCCGUCCAGAGCAAGGAACAAGCUGAGCAGUGGCUGAAGGUAAUCAAAGAGGCCUACAGUGGCUGCAGCGGGCCCAUGGAUCCGGAAUGUUCUCCACCACCCAGCGCCAGUGCCCCCGUGAACAAGGCGGAACUGGAGAAGAAAUUGUCUUCAGAGAGGCCCAGCUCUGAUGGAGAAGGUGCUGUGGAAAAUGGAGUCAUCACGUGCGACGGAAAAGAACAAGCAAAGAGGAAGAAACCCUCCAAGUCAGAGGCCAAGGGGACGGUGUCCAAGGUCACUGGGAAGAAAAUUACCAAGAUCAUUGGUCUGGGAAAGAAGAAGCCAUCCACAGAUGAGCAGACAUCAUCAGCAGAGGAGGAUGUGCCCACCUGUGGCUACCUAAAUGUGCUGUCUAACAGCCGCUGGCGGGAGCGCUGGUGCAGAGUGAAGGACAGCAAGCUCAUUCUCCAUAAAGAUAGGGCUGACCUGAAGACCCACAUCGCCUCCAUCCCUCUCCGUGGCUGCGAGGUGAUUCCAGGCUUGGAUUCUAAGCACCCAUUGACCUUCCGGCUGCUUCGAAAUGGACAGGAGGUGGCUGUCCUAGAGGCGUCAUCUUCUGAAGACAUGGGCAGAUGGAUUGGCAUCUUGCUGGCUGAGACGGGGUCCUCCACGGACCCGGGAGCCCUGCACUAUGACUACAUAGAUGUAGAGAUGUCAGCAAAUGUCAUUCAGACAGCUAAACAGACCUUCUGCUUUAUGAACAGGCGGGCAGUGUCCACUAGCCCAUACCUGGGGAGCCUCUCCAAUGGCUACGCUCAUCCCAGUGGGACAGCACUACACUAUGAUGACGUCCCCUGUGUCAACGGAUCGUUGAAGAGCAAAAAACCUCCAGCAUCAUCUAACGGGCUUCCUGUAAAGGGAAAGGCUCCGAGCAGCCAGCAAAAAAAGGUGGAAUCUGCAGGUGGCGUGAAACGGACAGUGUCAAAUGCUGAGCAGUACAAAUACGGUAAGAACCGGGUAGAAGCAGAUGCCAAGCGCUUACAGUCCAAAGAGGAAGAGCUGCUGAAGAGGAAAGAGGCCCUUCGGAACAGGCUGGCACAGCUCCGGAAAGAAAGGAAGGACCUGAGGGCUGCCAUCGAAGUGAAUGCAGGCAGGAAGACCCAGGCGGCCCUGGAGGACAAGUUGAAGAGGCUGGAAGAAGAGUGCAAGCAGAGGGAGGCAGAGCGGGUCAGCCUGGAGCUGGAGCUGACCGAGGUCAAGGAGAGCCUGAAGAAGGCCUUGGCGGGUGGCGUCACCCUAGGACUGGCCAUCGAGCCCAAGUCAGGGACAUCCAGUCCACAGUCUCCUGUGUUUCGGCAUCGGACCCUAGAAAAUUCUCCCAUCUCCAGCUGUGACACCAGCGAUGCUGAGGGGCCUUUGCCUGUGAACAGUGCCGCCAUCCUGAAGAAGAGCCAACCAUCCUCAGGCAGCUCCCCUUGCCGUGGGCACGUGUUGCAGAAGGCCAAGGAGUGGGAGCUGAAGAAUGGGACAUAGAGGGAGCCCAGCCUCGCCCAGAGACUGUGUACUGCCACCAGCCUCGCGUGUGACACGUGCGCCUCCCAACGUGGCCUGAGCAUGACUGCAGAAGUUUGGAUGAGACUGAUGCUGACCCUUGGCUGGCUUGCGUGCACGCUUUCUACUGUAUGAUGGUGCCCUUUAGGAAAGUUUACUUUAAAACUUUUGGUGUCCAAAUUUACAUGUUUAAGAAGCAGAAACAAAAGGGGCUGACAAGUUGUCCUGAAGCACCCUCUAGCAGAGGGGGCACUUCUGAGGACCUCAGCUCAGCUCCAGAGCCUGCAGCCCAUGGACCGCGCGCCCCUGAGAGACGGGGUGGCCCAAGCCUUCCCCAUGUGCGGUCAGGGCUGCAUACCUCACCGUUUGCCACAGGGUCCUACUCUGCAGCAGCUGCAUGAGCGCCUGUGUCUGCACACCCCCUCCCUCUCCCCGCCUGUCCCUUGUCACUGGAGGUAAAGCCAUGAGGAAUAGUGCUGUGAAGCGAAGAUUCAGUUUUGGUUUUGGACAAACCUUUUGUCACCAGGAUAGAGAAGUUGUCAUUCUUUUUACCAGUGUUUUUCAUGUUGGCUUUUAAAGAAAAUGCUCCCCCCCUUUUUCAUCAUAUGCUAUGCUUGGACGUUAGGGACUUCUCAGAGA
Molecule: messenger RNA, 2920 nt
Organism: Grammomys surdaster
Lineage: Eukaryota; Metazoa; Chordata; Mammalia; Rodentia; Muridae
Gene: Afap1
Product: actin filament associated protein 1
Exons: 17
Coding region: 68-2263 (731 amino acids)
Cellular component (GO): cytosol
Molecular function (GO): SH2 domain binding; SH3 domain binding
Source: RefSeq, a predicted model, not a curated record